GCCGCGCCCGGGCGGGGCCGCGCUGCCUGCAUGACCCUCCGGCGGCGCGGGGAGAAGGCGACCAUCAGCAUCCAGGAGCAUAUGGCUAUCGACGUGUGCCCCGGCCCUAUCCGGCCCAUCAAGCAGAUCUCCGACUACUUCCCCCGCUUCCCGAGGGGCCUGCCCCAGGCCGCGGGGCCCCGCGCCGCUGCGCCCCCGGACGCCCCCGCUCGCCCGGCCGCGGCUAGCGCCAGCCGCCGCAGCCCCUCCGACGGCGCCCGCGACGACGACGAGGAUGUCGACCAGCUCUUCGGAGCCUACGGCGCCAGUCCUGGCCCUAGCCCCGGCCACAGCCCUGCACGGCCGCCCGCCAAGCCGCCGGAGGACGAGCCGGACGCCGACGGCUACGAGUCCGACGACUGCACCGCCCUGGGCACACUGGACUUCAGCCUGCUCUAUGACCAGGAGAACAACGCUCUCCACUGCACCAUCAGCAAGGCCAAGGGCCUGAAGCCGAUGGACCACAAUGGGCUAGCGGACCCCUACGUCAAGUUGCACCUGCUGCCAGGAGCCAGUAAGGCAAAUAAGCUCAGAACAAAAACCCUCCGAAACACUCUGAACCCCACGUGGAAUGAGACCCUCACUUACUAUGGGAUCACGGAUGAAGACAUGAUCCGGAAAACCCUGCGGAUCUCUGUGUGCGAUGAGGACAAAUUCCGCCACAACGAGUUCAUCGGGGAGACACGGGUGCCCCUGAAGAAGCUGAAGCCCAACCACACCAAGACGUUCAGCAUCUGCCUGGAGAAGCAGCUGCCGGUGGACAAGACGGAAGACAAGUCCCUGGAGGAGCGGGGCCGUAUCCUUAUCUCCCUCAAGUACAGCUCGCAAAAGCAGGGCCUGCUGGUCGGCAUCGUGAGGUGUGCACACCUGGCUGCCAUGGACGCCAACGGCUACUCCGACCCCUAUGUGAAAACAUACCUGAAGCCAGAUGUGGACAAGAAAUCCAAACACAAGACAGCAGUUAAGAAGAAGACCCUGAACCCGGAGUUCAAUGAGGAGUUCUGUUAUGAAAUUAAGCACGGGGACCUGGCCAAGAAGACCCUGGAGGUCACUGUUUGGGAUUAUGACAUUGGAAAAUCCAACGAUUUCAUUGGUGGUGUGGUUCUGGGCAUCAAUGCCAAGGGCGAGCGCCUGAAGCACUGGUUUGACUGCCUGAAGAACAAGGACAAGCGGAUCGAGCGCUGGCAUACCCUCACCAACGAGCUCCCAGGGGCGGUGCUCAGCGACUGACCGGCCCCCCGCCCGCCACCACUCCCGCCCUGCCCAUCACCUGGCCUGGGCCCUGGGCUUCCUCAGCGGCCGCCAAGGGCCUCACUUCCCUUGUUGGGGGGGAUCCAGGACAGCUGCUCAGACACAGAGCCACGACAGCCCCCGCUUAGAGGCCGGGGAGGGCCCUGCCACUCUGAGGGACACACGGGCCCGGGGCUCAGCCUGCUUUCUGCCCCCAGGGCCCCAUGGGGCCAGAGGUGGGAGGAGAGGACCUGGGCCUCAGCACCCACACUGGGAACAAAGGUGGGGCUGUCUGGGGGCAAGGACCCUAUUAGAGGUCAGCAGCAAGUCACAGGGGCCCCCAGGCUGAAUGAUCAGGAAUACAGGGGUGCCUCGGCAGAGCCAGUGACUCCCCAGAGAGACGUUAGGGAGAGGGGCACAGCAGGGAGAGUACAGGCAGGGCCAAGACUGCAGAGAGCUUGCUGCGGAAGGGAGGUCUGACCGCAUCUGUGUGUCUCUGGCAUUUCUGUGCAGGUGAGAAAAGCUGACCUGAGAGCCAGGAGUCUGGUGAAAUCCCUGGGGGCGUCCAGUGAGCAGCGAUCCGCAAGUGCUUUACCCCAUGGCGCUACAAGGCCCUAGGGAUGAGUGAGACCAGGGCCUGCUCUCAGGAAGCUCCCCGGCUAGUCAGGGGGCCAGAGACAAAACACUACAACAUGGAGUGGCCAGCCUGACCCACCUGUGAAUGGUGUGGAUUCUGCUUACUCUUCUGGGAGGGCUUCCGGAGGGAGGUGAUGGUUUAGCAAGGCCCUAAAGAGUGAGUGGAGCUUCUAGACAAAGGGGAAGGGCAGUGCGGGCAGUACGGAUGCCCUGAACAAAGGCCUGGGUGGGGAGAGAACAGCGAGUGAGCCAGGGAGGCUGUGUAGGAGGCAGGUCUGUCUCUGGGGCAGUUUGUUAGGACAGCCCUGGCCCUGCCCCCACGCUGGGCUGCCCAUCCGGCCUGGGCCCUGGGGGAAGUGGCAGGCUCACCACAUGCUGAAAACAGGCUGGUGCGGUGUCAGCUUCAGUCCCCAGACCGCCCUCCCACCUCUGAUGUCUUUCUCUUCUGAAGAGCCUGGAAGACGGAUCCUGCCUCUCAUUCUUCCCAGCUUAAGCAUCAGGUCAGCUAUAGUCAAGAAAACAGUCCUUUUUCUUCCCCCACAGGAAAAAAAGCCCUCCUUUUCCUCUUCCCUUCACUCAUGUACCCACUACCUGGGCCCUUCUGGGUCCGAGACUGGGUAAUGUUGGUCCCGUGUGGUUGCCCCCGCACCAUGGCCACUAAGUGUCCCUCCUACCACAGGGAGGCAGCCCAGGCCUUGUCUCUGGGAAGGCCUGUGGGGCUGGCUCUGCCCUCCAGGAACUGAGAGAGAGACACCCUGCCUGGCGGGCCUGUCUGUAUCCUGAGGCAAGGUUUCCAGGGAGACGUUGAGGGCAUUGGAAUCUGGGGGCCCAUGUCUAAAGCCCCAGACUUUUCCUACCUAUCAAGGACCUGCAGAAAUGCUGGAUGAACAAAUGCAGACCCAAGGAAUUCCUUGUAUCCAACCCAUCGGUGCACUGAUGGGAAACAGAGGCCCAGAGAGGGAAAGUGACCUGCCCAAGGCCUUACAUCCCUACCACAGCUGGAGUGGCCCAGGCUUCAUGGCCCCUACCCCAGCCCUGACCUCUUGACACUACACUCCAGGGGAAGUGAGGUACUGGGCUCACACACGACAGUUCCCGCCUGCUGCCUGCCUGGGGUUUGCUCCUGCCUGCUGCCUGCCCCAAACCACACUAGCAGCAGGGUUCACAGGGGCAUGAAGGUUGGACCUUCUGCUGCAGACAAAGCACAUCACCAACUGAGGCCUGGGAUGAUCAUUUAAAUCCCACCAAGUGCCCAUCAGCCCUUUCCCAGUUUGCAGGGAAAGCACGGCUCCAACCCCCACACAGUACCUGGCAACAUUUGCUACUCAUGGAGCCUUGGUUUCCCCGUCUUGAAGACGGCUCUGAGUAUGUUCAGGGUUUCACAUGCCCUGUCCUAAUGGCGUCUUCAUGAUCCAGUGCUGUGGUGUGUCAUCUUCGUCUGGCAGAUAAGCUAAGAGAUUCACAGAGGCCGAGUAGUUCGCCAAAGUCACGCAGCUUGGAAAGGGCACGCCAGGCCUCGAGCCCAGGUCCUCCGACUGCCACAUCCUCUGGUUGGCUGGGGAACAGGACUCCCCAGUGCCCGCCCUCCUGCGCUGCUGUGGGCUCAGCAGAGAUUCAGAGGAAGACUCAGUGAGCUCUGGUGCAUGAUGGAGAUGAGAGAUCCUGCUGCCUCAUCCUAGAUGGCUUGGAAAUCAUUCUUGCCACUUCAGGCUUCCCCAGAGGCCCUGCAGCCAGGGAGUCUCUGGGCGAGGCCUCAUUCUGAAAGGGGGCUAAAGCAGCUGCAAUAGGGGAACCUCCAGCGGCCUAGGGCAGGACAGGAGAUGGUCUGUUUUUGAGUGGCCUCAUGUCUUCAUGAGCACUGGGGAUAUUCUUAGAUUUGCCUUUAGGAGGGCCUCAAAUAGGAGCCUCACAGUUGCUCUGUGAAGAUAUGGAACUCCUUAGUGACAAAGCCUAGAAGGGGCUAUGAGUCUCAUCUCAUACACCUGUUAGAAGGAGAAAUGGAGGCCCAGUGGACCUAUAGAAGGCCCACUGGCACAAAAACCCAGGACUCCUGGCUCCCAGUCCAGGGCCCUCUUCUGCUUCAGGCUGUGAAAAUACAGACUUGGUCAUGAAAGGUGAGUCACAGCUGACUACAGGGACAGACUGGGCAGUGGAGUUUCUGGGCAGCCAGCCCAAGUGGAGGAUGGAGCUCUUGGGCAGGGGGCCCCCACAAGGAGUGAUGGAACUUUCACCAGGACAUUGGCACUGUUCUGGACUCCUUAAAGAUUGUACCUCUGUUAAAAAGUUCUUUGAGAAGUUGCAGUAUGAGCUCUACCUUUGACCCCCAAGCCAGCUUAUUUCCUCUGAUCCAUCAGCCCAAAAAUGAUGGGAAAUUUGAUGCCCCCCAAAAAAUGUCAUUCCACAGUAAGGUGUCAGUAUUGGGGGGGUCACUGAAAAGAACGGCAUCCACCUUCACCCCCCACCCGUUUCCCUCUCUGGUCUCCUCCCCACCCACCGCCACCACUAGCCGAUCCUCUAUGGGCCUGUCUUCCAACCCUGAAGCGGUAACUUCCUGACCUCUAGUGGUGAGAGCGAGGAGCUGCACCUCCCAGCCCAUGCAUGUCCUGCCCUAUGUUCUCAAACCAAGAGAACCUCCCGAUGCAUGGACUGGCUGUCAUUGACGCAGACUCGUUGUGCACUGCUUAAAACACCGUUUUGCUACCAUGUGAUGGCUGCAGAAACCAUCCUUAAAUUGCAGCCCCACACACAAUUUUUGUACUUUCGUCUGACCUACCCAAAGGUGUCCUUUUUAAGUCUUGUUAAAAUUUAUAAUGACAUAUAAUCCAAAGUAAAUGGAAAUGUUCAUUGCGA
Messenger RNA from Manis javanica (Malayan pangolin), 4755 nucleotides. RefSeq names its product double C2 domain beta (gene DOC2B). Gene Ontology annotation, biological process: spontaneous neurotransmitter secretion; regulation of calcium ion-dependent exocytosis; exocytosis. NCBI's taxonomy places the organism in Eukaryota, Metazoa, Chordata, Mammalia, Pholidota, Manidae. Gene Ontology annotation, cellular component: membrane; synapse. The record is from RefSeq and is a predicted model, not a curated record.